AUGACAAUCUCAAGCUUGUUGUUGAAAUUGGGUAUUUAUACCUCAGCUCUGGUUGGUUUCUUUACCAUGCUACCUUUAAAGAACAACGUCACUUUCACCGAAUACAGUGUCACACCACAAAGACCUUUGACAGGACCGUUAGCAUUAAAUGAAAAGUUAUCGGGCAUAUCAAAACUUUUUGAAGAUCAAAUUGUAGGACCCGAAGGCCUGUUGUAUCAUAAUAAUACUUUAUAUACAACAUUGCAUUAUGGCCAUGUUGUUAAAAUUGUUGAUAAUGAAAUAAUUCCUGUUGUAAAAUUUGGAAAAGUCUGUGAUGGAUUAUACGAUGAACAUAUUUGUGGACGUCCACUUGGCUUAAGUAUGGAUAAAACAGGAUUUUUAUAUGUAGCUGAUGCGUAUUAUGGUAUUUUUAAAGUGAAUUUAAAUCCAGAUCAGUAUGGCAAAAAAGAGCAAUUAGUUUCAUUGGAUGAUGUUAUUGAUGGUGUACGUCCUAAAUUACCAAAUUCUGUUGUAAUAGCUUCUGAUGGUACAGUUUACUGGACAGACUCUGAUACAAACUAUAAAUUACACGAUGGAGUUUAUACAUUAUUUAUCGAUGGAACUGGAAGAUUAUUGAAAUAUGAUCCAAAAACUAAAAGAAAUACAGUGUUAAUGAAAAAUAUUCAAUUUGCUAAUGGUGUGGAAUUAUCAGACGAUGAAUCAUUCCUAUUGGUGUCCGAAACUGGAAAAUAUCGUGUACACAAGUAUUAUUUGAAAGGACCCAAAACAGGGAAAAAUGAAGUAUUUAUUGAUGGUUUGCCAGGAAUGCCAGAUAAUAUUAAAAGAAACGGUAGAGGGUCGUUUUAUAUUCCAUUAGUCAUACCAAGAAUUCCAAUUUUUGAUAUGAUCGGCGAAUAUCCAACUAUUAGAAUGAUGAUUACCAAAUCUUUAGGAGUAAUUGAUUUUACAUUGCUAAAAAUCAAUUCAUUAUAUCCCAAUUUAUAUUGCAAAAAAGCCAUGCGUUGGAUUGGACAUUUUGAAUCAAUGUCAUUUAUCAAAUCAAUAUCCAAACAACGACUUUCUAUUUUGAAAGUUAAUGAAAACGGAAAAGUAUUAUCAAGUUAUCAUUCUACAGACGGAAAGGUAACUGGAAUAUGUGAUGUUGAAGUGGUUGAUGGUAAAUUAUAUCUGGGCUCACCAUUCAACAACUUUUUGGGAGUUAUUAAACUGCCACAAGGAUUUUUAUAA
This is a messenger RNA of Macrosiphum euphorbiae (potato aphid), 1227 nucleotides long. The record is from the annotation of a GenBank genome assembly. Lineage: Eukaryota; Metazoa; Arthropoda; Insecta; Hemiptera; Aphididae.